AUUUAAAUUUCGAGGUUUCCCACGCCUAGUAUAAAUAGCUACUUGGCCCCAGAAAAGAAGCAUACAGAAAAUACCAAUUAUUCAAACAACUUCUUUGCGGAGAGAGAAGAACCAACUUUCUGAGAUGGAAAAAACAGUGAAGAAGCUUCAUUCUAGCUCGGUUUCAUGGGUCAGAGGGAAGUGUAUAGGAAAAGGUUGUUUCGGCACGGUCAGCCUCGGGGUCGACAAAUCGGACGGUCGAGUUUUCGUCGUCAAGUCAGUCGAUCGCGCCACGUGUCUUCCCGCUCAGCUGGAGGCUCUCGAGAACGAAAUUCGGAUUCUCCGGUCGCUCUCCGACGGUUGUCCCUACGUCGUCAACUACCUCGGCGACGACGAAUCCCACGAGACGACGUCGUACUACAGGAACCUCCACUUGGAGUACUUGCCACGUGGCACGCUCGCUGACGUGGCCCCGAUCUUCGACGACGAGGCGGCCGUACGGUCGCUCACGUGGUGUCUUGUGUCGGCUCUCCGGCACGUGCACUCCCGGGGAAUUGUUCAUUGCGACGUCAAGGGUAAAAACGUCUUAUUGGGUCCACUCCCCGGCCAAGCCAAGCUCGCCGAUUUCGGGUCGGCUAGGGAGAUCUCCUACGGGUCAUUCGGAGCUCCGAUGUCGCCUCGAGGAAGCCCGCUUUGGAUGGCGCCGGAGGUGGUUCGCCGGGAGUCUCAGGGGCCGGAGAGCGACGUCUGGUCGUUGGGAUGCACGGUUAUCGAGAUGAUCACGGGGAAGCCGGCGUGGGAGGAUUGCGGUGCUGAAACGUUGAACCGAAUCGGACUCUCCCACAAGUUGCCGGAGUUUCCGGUCGGGUUGUCCGAAACGGGUUGCGAUUUCCUCGAGAAGUGUUUGAACAGAGACCCGACACGAAGGUGGAGCUGCGAUCGUCUGCUGCAGCAUCCAUUCCUGGCUUCUGCUGCUCCCGCGCUAGACACGGCCGCCAACUCGUCGCCCCGGUGCGUGCUCGACUGGGUCGACUCGGAGUUCGACGAUUUCGAAGACGAUCGAAAUUACAAUUCCGACGGAGGAGGUGAUAUCUCAGCGAGAGAGAGGAUCGGUAAAUUGGCGACGAACGGAGGGGCAAAUUGGGAAUCCGGUGGGUGGGAAUGGACGGUGGUGAGGUCAUCGAUUGGUGGUGGGACUGAGGCGGAAUCAGCUGGUGCGAAUUGUUGUGGCUACGAGGAAGGGAUAAAUUCGGAAUAUUCGGACUUUUCGAGGUCAGAACGGGAAAUAGUGGGGACAAGUUCGGAAUAUUCCGAUGCCUUGGGAACAGGUUCGGAGUGGGCGUGUGGUGGCGCCGACGGGGCGCUUUGGUGCGUAGCUGGCUCGAGCUGUCGGGAUGGGUUGCACAAUGGUGAUUUGUUGAACUUGGAUAGGCCCAAAAUAAUUAGUUUUGACAGCUUGUAUAUUAGUGCAUUAUUUACAUAUUCAGUUAUAUUGAUCAUGAAGGAAUACAAUAAUAUCUUCAUUAGCUAUUAUAUUCUUCACCUUCCAUUUCUUGUCCUUGCAAUAAAUGUUCAGUUGUUAAAGUUAUUAUUUACGAACCAAUUAACCAAAGUAACAAGCAGGAGGGAGCUACAUACCCGGCGUCAGAUCGUUGACACUCGGAAGCUCCGCCUCCCACUUGAGAAGUCGCUCCUUGUCGCCGCUAUUAACACUGCCAUCGUACUAGAUCCGAGCUUCGGCGAGAGGCGGAAUCGUGGGGUGUGCUUCACGGCGUGA
Molecule: messenger RNA, 1756 nt
Organism: Morus notabilis
Lineage: Eukaryota; Viridiplantae; Streptophyta; Magnoliopsida; Rosales; Moraceae
Product: mitogen-activated protein kinase kinase kinase 18
Exons: 2
Coding region: 125-1756 (543 amino acids)
Biological process (GO): protein phosphorylation
Molecular function (GO): ATP binding; protein kinase activity
Source: RefSeq, a predicted model, not a curated record